AUGCAGACCGAAUCGUCGCACGCUAAACGAGCAUUUACGAUGGAUAUCACUCGAGUAUUGCCGCCCAACGUCAUGGAAGAGAUCUUUCGUCGAUCUUUCGUAUAUCCCGAGGCAGAUCCUCAAGACUACACUGUAACAGCGGCCGACAUCUUGAACAAACCGCCCCUAUCUCUCACCCAAGUCUCUCGACGCUGGAGAUUCAUCGCUAUAAAUCACCCGCCGGUUUGGACAUCCUUGUUACUUCCAACCAGUCCUGGAGUCAACGGUGCUACAGCUUUCUUCGUCACACUACAAUCCUGGCUCUCUCGGUCCCAGUCACUGCCUUUGUCCUUUCGGAUACAUAUUUCUUCGACUCCACCACAGGGCAUCUCGAGCGACGUUUUGGGCAGAAACAUAGGACAGUAUUUGGGCACACUACUCGCUGAGUCUCGUCGCUGGGAGGAUGUCUCCUUCUCCCUCGAUAUCUUGGACGACACGAAUGAGGUUCCCAGCCUUAUGUCUACCAAGUACGAAAUGCCUCGCCUAGAACGACUGGUCGUUCGCUCUCCGAACAUUCUGACGUCAUCCAUGUGUCACUUCGUCAGACUCGCACCACGGCUCCAGGAGGUCACUCUGCACGGUCCUUCGCUCACGAACUGGGACCUACCGUGGUCACAAUUGACGAAGCUUGACAUCAGUUGUGACAGCUACAAGGCCGUACCUAAACUUGGCGAACGACGAGAGCAUCCUAUCUUCGAAGCGGAGCAGAUGAUGAACAUCCUCCGACAAUGCACUAACCUCGAGGAACUUCGUUUCGGCAUUCCAGACGUCAAUGCUGUCGAUUUGGAACCCCUGAAGGAUCAGGUCACGAUGCAUUCACUUCGCAGCCUUCACGCCUCCUUCUACGACUCCCCCGACUCCUUCUUCUACUUCUGGUUCUACUCCGUCGUCGCCCCUAACUUGCAAUCUCUCAGCGUUCACAGCGACCAAAACUUCCUGGACGAGCUGCUGGACGAAGAAAGAGAAAAGAUACGUGACUCAACUGGAUUACGCUCUGCUUUCCGCGAUUUCUUCACACAUUGCAAGCAUUCGCUCCGGGAGCUGACGCUCAUCGGCGACCACGGAAACGACGAGAACCUGUUGUCGAUGCUCGCUAUCGUUCCAAAUUUGUCGACUCUCACCCUUACGAUGGAGGCCGUAACGCCCUCGCUCCUCCGUUCCUUGACUCUCUGUUUCGCGGAGGGCGGAUCUGGGAUACUCCAAUCCGGGCACGCACUUCACCUCAGGCACAUCUGCUUUGUCGGCAAUCGAUUCUGCGCGGAGAACAAGAGCGAUCUACCUCACCGUACCCCCUCCGUCGAUCCCUUCGAUGCGUUUACGGAGAUGGUAGAGUCGAGAUGGCGAAUUCCGGGAAAAGUUUUGGAGAAGGGUAAGAUUGAGAGGCUUGUGGAGGUGAAAUUGAGGCCAGAGGUGUGGGAGCGGAUGGCGAAGAUGCAUGGAGAGGGUUAUGAGAGGGUCGGGAAGAUGUGGGACGAGGGAUUGCAGAUUGGUGUGUAG
Molecule: messenger RNA, 1536 nt
Organism: Stereum hirsutum FP-91666 SS1
Lineage: Eukaryota; Fungi; Basidiomycota; Agaricomycetes; Russulales; Stereaceae
Exons: 1
Coding region: 1-1536 (511 amino acids)
Source: RefSeq, a predicted model, not a curated record